ACCCCUCAUGCGUUGUCCAGUUUCUAUACUUUGAUUCUUGAGACGGAAAGCUCAGCGUGUUGUUUAUUUCCAAUUCAAGGCUCCUUGUUACAUGAAAGACUAGUCUGUUAUUCAAUGCCCAUAUUGUUUAUCUGAACGCCUGGCGCGGACAGAUAUCGUUACUAUAGAACAGAGAUCUUGCUUGUGAUUUGAUAUUCUUUGCGACCGUCAUCCUCACUUUUGAGUACAAUAUGGCCUCUUUCGUUGCGGACCUUUGGUCCAGUGUAUUCACUCCUGGCCCAACACCCACUCUCCUCGUGGCCACCAACGCAACGUUCGCUGCACUACAACUCGUUCUCUUCCUCCUUCUCAUCGCCACUUACAGUAUCCAUUUUGUGGUUCUCUCAUUCCUCUCUGGAGCGCUGUGGUGGUCCAUUAAUUGGUUUGCCCGGGAAGUGCGGCAAGAACAAGCACGUCAAGAGGCAGAAAAAAGAAAACAAGAGGCUUUGGAACAGGAAGCAUCCGAAUCGAAUAAAUUGAAUAGCUCGGCAGAUGCUAAUGACUCCGAGACCGAGACGGAGAUUGGAGGAGUGUCGAAAACCAGAAGACGUCGAGUCAACCAGCCCGAAAUUGCGAGCCUCUCCCCAGCAAGUGCAUUGCAAUCGAAGAAACCUGGCGAUAAGGACGGUCAGGGGAAGACUAUCGAGGGGGAGAAUUCCGGUUAUACAAGCACAGAUAGUGAAUGGGAGAAAGUGGACAAAGACAGGUCAACAUGAUCAUCUUCCAGAAGUACAUUGACAAGAUUUCAACCUCUGUCAGAAGCGGAACUUGUUCUAUGCACCACCUCGUGAAACUUAGCACCUUUAUACCCCUGUCGUAUUUUGUUUGGUUAAAUUUGUUAUUCCGUACAUCGUGUUGUAUCCGAGUCCUAUCAGCCAAAGAUCUACCAAAUGUCGCAUAGAUUUGAGACGAAACAUAUUUAUAUGACC
Talaromyces stipitatus ATCC 10500 is the source of this 968-nucleotide messenger RNA. RefSeq names its product ER membrane protein (Pkr1), putative. The record is from RefSeq and is a predicted model, not a curated record. The transcript has 3 exons. Lineage: Eukaryota; Fungi; Ascomycota; Eurotiomycetes; Eurotiales; Trichocomaceae. Gene Ontology annotation, cellular component: endoplasmic reticulum membrane. Gene Ontology annotation, biological process: vacuolar proton-transporting V-type ATPase complex assembly. Bases 231 to 755 code for a protein of 174 amino acids.